This is a messenger RNA of Lepus europaeus (European hare), 2218 nucleotides long. RefSeq names its product CD180 molecule (gene CD180). The transcript has 3 exons. Lineage: Eukaryota; Metazoa; Chordata; Mammalia; Lagomorpha; Leporidae. Gene Ontology annotation, cellular component: extracellular matrix. Gene Ontology annotation, molecular function: protein binding. The record is from RefSeq and is a predicted model, not a curated record. Bases 69 to 1976 code for a protein of 635 amino acids.
CUGUCAGUUGCUUCCUUUUGGCCGUGCUACUUUCUGCCAGCUGUAAAGUCAUCAUCUCCUCGGAUCCGAUGUGCAUCGAGAAAGAAGCCAACAAAACAUACAACUGUGAAAACUUAGGUCUCAGCAAAAUUCCUGACACUCUACCAAACAAAACAGAAAUUUUGGAAUUUAGCUUUAAUUUCUUGCCUACAAUUCAAAAUACAACCUUCAGCAGACUCAUUAAUCUUACCCUUUUGGAUUUAACCAGGUGCCAGAUUAACUGGAUACACGAAGACACUUUUCAAAGCCAUCGUCAACUGAACACACUGGUGUUCACUGGAAAUCCCCUGAUAUUCAUUGCCGAAACAGCGUUUAAUGGGCCUGUGUCACUGAAGCAUCUAUUCUUAAUCCAAACAGGAAUAACCAGUCUUGAGUUUAUCCCAGGGCACAAUCUGAAAGACUUGGAAAGUUUGUAUCUCGGAAGCAACCAUAUUUCCUCCAUUCAGCUCCCCAAAGGCUUCCCAACCGAAAGCCUGAAAGUUCUGGAUUUUCAGAACAACGCUAUACACUACCUCUCUAAAGAAGAUGUGAGGCGUCUGAAGCCGGCCACCAACCUGAGCCUCAAUUUCAACGGCAAUGACAUUAAAGAUAUUGAGCCGGCGGCUUUCAUCUCAACCGUCUUCCAAAGUGUGAACUUUGGAGGGACCACUGACUUGUCUGUCAUAUUCAAGGGGCUGCAGAAGUCUGCUAUGCAGUCCCUGUGGCUGGGGUCCUUUGAGGACACCAGUGAGUUAGAGCUGAGUUCAGCCACGCUUCAGGGACUCUGCGAAAUGUCUGUGGAGAGCAUCAACCUGCAGCAUCACCGUUUCUCUAACCUCACGUCUACCACGUUCAAGUGCUUCAAGCAAAUCCGGGAAUUGGAUCUGACAGCAACUCACUUGACAAGUUUACCCUCUGGGAUUGAGGGGAUGGAGUCACUCAAGAAAUUAGUUCUCAAUGUAAAUCGUUUUGAACACUUGUGUCAAAUCAAUGCUGCCAAUUUCCCCUCCCUUACACACCUCUACAUCAAAGGCAACAUGAGGAGACUUCAGCUCCGUGCUGGCUGUUUGGAAAAACUAGGGAAUCUCCAGCAGCUUGAUUUAAGCCAUAAUGACCUGGAGGCUCCUGACUGCUGCAGCGCAGCACUCAAAGGUCUGUCACACUUGCAAAGCCUCAACUUGAGCUACAGCGAGCCCCUGUCUCUCCAGAGUCAGGCGUUUCACAACUGUCCCAGGCUCGAACUCCUGGAUUUGGCAUUCACCCGCUUGCCUAUGCAAGCGCAACAAAGUCCUUUCCAAAACCUCAAUCGCCUGCAGGUUCUGAAUCUCUCUCAUUGCUUCCUGGAUACAAGCAAUCGGUAUCUCCUCAUGGGAUUGCAUAAUCUCCGACAUCUGAACUUACAGGGUAAUCAAUUUCACGAUGGGACUUUUCCCAGAUCCAACCUACUUCAGAUGGUGGACAGCUUGGAGGUUCUGGUUUUAUCCUCUUGUGGUCUUCAUUCCAUUGACCAGAGUGCAUUCCACAGCCUUGGAAAAAUGAGACACAUGGACUUGAGCCACAACAAUCUGAAAAAAGAAAGUAUUGAAGCCCUUGGCCAUCUAAAAGGGCUCUAUCUCAACCUGGCCUCCAAUAACAUUCACACCAUCCCAAGCCGUCUGAUCCCCAUCUUGUCCCAGCAAAGAAUCAUUAAUUUAAGUCACAAUCCCCUGGAGUGCAGUUGCUCAAAUAUCUAUUUCUUAACAUGGUAUAAAGAAAACCUACAAAAACUCGAAGGCUCCGAAGAGACCGUUUGUGCAACCCCUGCAUCACUCCGGGGAGUUAAACUAUCUGCUGUGAAGUUGUAUUGUGGGAUUACAGCCAUGGGCAUUUUCUUUCUGGUAAUGUUUUUAUUGUUGCUCACCAUUCUGCUCUUUUUUGCAGUUAAAUUCCUCCUCAGGUGGAAAUACCAGCACAUUUAGUCAUGGAGGCUUUCAGCGAAGGCAAACAAGUGCUUAGCAAAAUGCCCUCGAUGGAAACAAUUGUCAUCUGUUGCCGAGCUGAGUUAUCGGAGGUUACUGGAGCUGGGCAGGUUCAUGGUGGUUUUUCCGGAGCUUCUCGCCCUUGUGAAUCAUGGAACUCGUGAACCUCCUUGGUGGGGAGGCGACCCAGGGCCGGAGGGUCACACGCUGCUCUGAGAGACACAAAGCCAUUCCAAUGCGGA